CAGGGCUGGAAGACAUUUGCUGCUUUGACUCGUGAUGUUCUCCAACAAUGAUGAAGCUGCAAUCAACAAGAAGCUGCCCAAGGAGCUGCUGCUUCGAAUUUUCUCUUUCCUGGAUGUGGUCACUCUGUGUCGUUGUGCUCAAGUUUCCAGGGCAUGGAAUGUCCUGGCCCUGGAUGGCAGCAACUGGCAGAGGAUUGACCUGUUUGAUUUCCAGAGGGACAUUGAGGGUCGAGUAGUUGAGAACAUCUCCAAGAGGUGUGGAGGGUUCCUGCGGAAGCUGAGCCUGCGUGGCUGCCUGGGAGUGGGAGACAAUGCACUCAGGACAUUUGCCCAGAACUGCAGGAACAUUGAAGUGCUGAACCUCAAUGGCUGCACCAAGAUCACAGAUGCCACCUGCACCAGCCUCAGCAAGUUCUGCUCCAAGCUCAGGCACCUGGACCUGGCUUCCUGCACUUCCAUCACCAACCUCUCCCUGAAGGCACUCAGUGAGGGCUGCCCACUGCUGGAGCAGCUGAACAUCUCCUGGUGUGACCAAGUGUCCAAGGAUGGCAUCCAGGCUCUGGUCAGAGGCUGUGGUGGACUCAAAGCUCUGUUCCUGAAGGGCUGCACACAGCUUGAGGAUGAAGCUCUCAAGUACAUUGGUGCCCACUGUCCUGAGCUGGUGACUCUGAACCUCCAAACCUGCUUACAAAUCACAGAUGAUGGCCUCAUCACAAUAUGCAGAGGGUGCCACAAGUUGCAAUCCCUCUGUGCUUCAGGCUGCUCUAACAUCACAGAUGCCAUCCUGAAUGCCCUGGGACAGAACUGCCCAAGGCUUAGAAUAUUAGAAGUUGCAAGGUGUUCCCAGCUCACAGACGUAGGCUUCACCACCCUAGCCAGGAACUGCCAUGAGCUUGAGAAAAUGGACCUGGAGGAAUGUGUCCAGAUCACAGACAGCACUCUCAUCCAGCUCUCCAUCCACUGCCCACGCCUCCAGGUUCUGAGCUUGUCCCACUGCGAGCUGAUCACGGACGAUGGCAUCCGGCACCUGGGCAACGGCGCCUGUGCCCACGACCGGCUGGAGGUGGUGGAGCUGGACAACUGCCCCCUGAUCACCGACGCCUCCCUGGAGCACCUCAAGAGCUGCCACAGCCUGGAGAGGAUAGAGCUCUACGACUGCCAGCAGAUCACCCGGGCAGGGAUCAAGAGACUCAGGACUCACCUCCCCAACAUCAAGGUCCACGCCUACUUCGCGCCGGUCACUCCCCCGCCCUCGGUGGGAGGCAGCAGGCAACGAUUCUGCAGAUGCUGCAUCAUCCUAUGACAGUGGGGAGGGAGCUGCCCUCCUGCAAACUGAGGCUUGAAUUCCACUGGGUAGAGGUCUCUGGUGGACACCGACA
Molecule: messenger RNA, 1379 nt
Organism: Indicator indicator
Lineage: Eukaryota; Metazoa; Chordata; Aves; Piciformes; Indicatoridae
Gene: FBXL20
Product: F-box and leucine rich repeat protein 20
Exons: 15
Coding region: 35-1303 (422 amino acids)
Biological process (GO): SCF-dependent proteasomal ubiquitin-dependent protein catabolic process
Cellular component (GO): SCF ubiquitin ligase complex
Molecular function (GO): protein binding
Source: RefSeq, a predicted model, not a curated record